CAGUUUUGCGACGGGGCGGGGCGACGUUUUACGGCCGUGCUGCCGGAAAGCGGGCGGGCGAGGUCGGGGCUUUGGGCCUUGUUCCCCUCAGCCGAUAUGUUUACACCUGUGAAGAAAGUGGAUUUUUUUCAGUGACCAAUGAAUAUGGCCAACCCUUUGAGAGGAGAAGUAUUGACUCUCUAUAAGAACCUGCUGUAUCUCGGGAGAGACUAUCCAAAAGGAGCAGACUAUUUUAGAACUCGCCUGAAGUCCGCCUUUCUCAAAAACAGAGAUGUGAGGGACCCGGAGAAGAUCAAAGAACUCGUCGCCCGAGGAGAAUUCGUAAUAAAAGAGCUCGAAGCCUUGUACUUUCUGAGAAAAUACCGAGCCAUGAAACGACGCUACUACGCAGAAGAGGACAGAGAAAAGUAAUCCUUUCUCUAAUUGAAGUGUAGCGGUUGAGAUGUGAAAGCCUAAAUUCAGAUAAGAGCGAGAGCCUGGUGUUUAUGUAACUCGAAUUCUCACCGCUGAGUGUGAGAGAUUCAGGAUCACGGUCUUAGCUGGACUCACCGCACUGCUGAAAUGUUGUAGUAGUUUCAGACUUUGAGACCAAGAGCUCGAUCAGAGUCUGUGUCCGUUUGUGGUUUCAUCUUGACUAGCAACGGGCACGCCGGUCGGGUGAACCGGAUUUUUAAAAUGUCGGUGGGUCGAGACGGCUUUGAGGAAUUGAUACCUGAGCUUUUAAUGACCCUAAAAUAAAUGUUUUGGAAAAUGGA
Messenger RNA from Ornithorhynchus anatinus (platypus), 755 nucleotides. RefSeq names its product electron transfer flavoprotein regulatory factor 1 (gene ETFRF1). Bases 139 to 411 code for a protein of 90 amino acids. Gene Ontology annotation, biological process: respiratory electron transport chain. Gene Ontology annotation, cellular component: mitochondrion. Lineage: Eukaryota; Metazoa; Chordata; Mammalia; Monotremata; Ornithorhynchidae. The transcript is spliced from 3 exons. The record is from RefSeq and is a predicted model, not a curated record.